Messenger RNA from Electrophorus electricus (electric eel), 3941 nucleotides. It is a transcript of the gene tpp2, whose product is annotated as tripeptidyl peptidase 2. Gene Ontology annotation, molecular function: serine-type endopeptidase activity; tripeptidyl-peptidase activity. Gene Ontology annotation, biological process: proteolysis. The record is from RefSeq and is a predicted model, not a curated record. Gene Ontology annotation, cellular component: cytosol. Lineage: Eukaryota; Metazoa; Chordata; Actinopteri; Gymnotiformes; Gymnotidae.
GCGCCGGUCUUUCCAUCGCUCCACCCUGAUGCUGUUUUAUUGUUUUCAUUGUCACUGGUCGGGUCAUGGCCGCUCAUUCUGCCGACGAAUCGUUCCCUUUACAUGGGCUGCUUCCUAAAAAAGAGACCGGCGCUGCUUCUUUUCUGACCAGGUUUCCCGAGUACGAUGGACGGGGUGUCCUUAUUGCAAUACUCGACACCGGCGUGGACCCGGGGGCCCCGGGCAUGCAGAUCACAACAGAGGGGAAGCCAAAGAUCGUGGACAUCAUCGAUACGACCGGCAGCGGAGACGUCAAUAUGUCCACGUUGUUGGAGCCAAAGGACGGGAUAGUGACUGGUUUAUCCGGCCGUACGCUCAAGAUCCCGCCUGCCUGGGUAAACCCUUCUGGGAAAUAUCACAUUGGAGUUAAGAAUGGUUAUGAGUUUUUUCCUAAAGCUCUCAAAGAAAGAAUACAGAAGGAGCGUAAGGAGAAGAUGUGGGACCCUGCUCACAGAGCAGCUCUGGCCGAGGCCAGCCGUCGAGCAGAGGAGUUUGACCUGGCUCACCCUAGUCCCUCCCAGGUAGAGAAGCUGCAGAAGGAGGAGCUACAGGGCCACAUGGAGCUGCUGGCCACUAUGGAGAAGAAAUACAGCGACCCGGGGCCCGUGUAUGACUGCGUGGCCUGGAACGACGGCGUCACCUGGAGGGCAGUGGUGGACACAUCAGAGAGUGGAGACCUGGCGUCUUGCACUGUGCUGAGCUCCUACAGGGAGCGGCAGGAGUAUGCCACGCUGGGAGAUGCCGAGAUGCUCAAUUACUCCAUCAGCAUCUACGACGACGGCAACACGCUCUGCAUCGUCACUAGUGGGGGUGCCCACGGGACUCACGUCGCCAGCAUCGCAGCGGGUCACUUCCCCGAGGAGCCAGAGAGGAACGGCGUGGCCCCAGGUGCUCAGAUUCUGGCUCUGAAGAUAGGCGACACCCGUCUGAGCACCAUGGAGACUGGCACAGGCCUCAUCCGAGCGAUGAUUGAAGUCAUAAACUACAAAUGCGACCUUGUGAACUACAGCUACGGGGAGGCAACCCACUGGCCAAACUCAGGGAGGAUCUGCGAGGUGAUCAAUGAGGCUGUGCAGAAGCACAACGUCCUCUUCGUGUCGAGUGCUGGGAACAACGGGCCUUGCCUUUCCACUGUGGGAUGUCCUGGAGGAACCACCAGCAGCGUCAUAGGCGUCGGCGCGUACGUCACCCCCGACAUGAUGGUGGCCGAAUACUCUCUGCGGGAGAAGCUGCCGCCUAACCAGUACACGUGGUCGUCGAGGGGCCCCAGCACGGACGGGGCCCUGGGUGUGACGGUGAGCGCACCGGGCGGUGCCAUUGCCUCUGUGCCCAACUGGACCCUGCGGGGCACGCAGUUAAUGAACGGAACGUCCAUGUCCUCACCCAAUGCCUGCGGCGGCCUGGCGCUCAUACUCUCAGGUCUGAAGCAAAACGGGGCACGGCCCACGGUUGCAGCGGUGAGGCGUGCUUUGGAAAACACAGCCCUGAAAGUGGACGACGUUGAAGUGUUUGCGCAGGGUCACGGCAUUAUUCAGGUGGACAAGGCUUUUGACUACCUCAUGCAGCAUACCUCUUCAUGCACUGGUAACUUGGGCUACACGGUUACCGUGGGGUCUAAUCGAGGCAUCUACCUCAGGGACCCCAUCCAGGUGUUUGCUCCCUCCGAUCACGGAGUGGGCAUUGAGCCUGUCUUUCCUGAAAACACUGAGAACUCGGCACGGAUCUCGCUGCAGCUGCACCUGGCGCUCACCUGCAGUGCCCCAUGGGUGCAGUGCCCCUCCCACCUGGAGCUCAUGAACCAGUGUCGCCACUUCAACGUGCGCAUCGACCCCCAGGGCCUGCGGGAGGGUCUGCAUUACACCGAGGUGUGUGCAUAUGACACUACAACACCCAGCGCUGGUCCGCUUUUCCGAGUGCCCAUAACUGUUACAAUCCCCACCAAAGUUGCGGAGAGCCAGAAUCAUGAGAUCUCCUUCGCCGAUGUUCACUUUCGACCUGGACAAAUACGCCGGCACUUUAUCACCGUCCCUCAAGGAGCAUCCUGGGCUGAGAUCUCGUUGACGUCUCGCUCAUGUGAUGUCUCCUCCAAGUUCGUCCUCCAUGCUGUGCACCUAGUGAAGCAGAGAGCAUAUCGAGCUAAUGAGUUCUACAAGUUCUCCUCUCUGCUGGAGAAGGGCUCAUUCACGGAGGCCUUCCCCGUGCUGCCUGGUCGGACAGUAGAGGUGUGUGUUGCGCGUUGGUGGGCUAGUCUUGGAGAUGUCAUCAUCGACUACACCCUUUCCUUCCAUGGGCUCCAAACUUGCCCCUCUCCUCUUCAUAUUCAUGCGUCUGAGGGAGUGUCUAAUUUUGAAGUGUCAUCUCCUCUCAGAUAUGAGGAAGUGUCUCCAACCAUGACCCUGAAGAACUGGGUACAGCCCCUCAGGCCGUUUAGCUCGAAAACGAAAGCGCUCGGCCCCAGAGACGUCCUGCCCAACAGCCGACAGCUUUAUGAAAUCGUCCUUACUUACAGUUUUCAUCAGCCUAAAAGCGGCGAGGUGACCCCCAGCUGUCCGCUGCUCUGCGAACUGCUCUACGAGUCGGAGUUUGACAGUCAGCUCUGGCUCCUCUUUGACCAGAACAAGAGACUGAUGGGCUCUGGAGACGCGUACCCUCACCAGUACUCACUGAAGCUGGAGAAGGGCGACUACACCGUGCGGCUGCAGGUGCGUCACGAGCAGCAGGCCGAGCUGGAGCGGCUGAAGGACCUUCCGUUCGUCGUGUCGCACCGCCUCUCCGCCGCGCUCAGCUUGGACAUCUACGAGACGCACCGCGCUGCCAUGCUGGCCAAGAAGAAGACCAACUCGCUCACGCUUCCGCCUGGCACCUCUCAGCCCUUCUACGUCACCUCCCUGCCCGAUGACAAGAUCCCUAAAGGUGCAGCUCCUGGGUGCUACAUGACGGGCUCCAUGGUUGUGCCCAAGAGCGAGUACGGGAAAAAAGCUGGCCAAGCCUCUGCCAAACGACAAGGGAAAUUUAAAAAGGAUGUUGUGCCAGUCUUCUACCAUCUCAUCUCUGCUCCCAACAAAACAAAGAACGGAGGAAAAGAGAAGGAGAAGGAUGGAGAGAAGGAGAAGGAUGUGAAGGAGGAGUUCACAGAAGCCCUCAGAGACCUGAAGAUCCAGUGGAUGACGAAACUGGAUAAUAGUUCUUUAUAUGAUGAGCUGAAGGAGAACUACUCAAAUUAUCUGCCUCUCCAUGUCCAGCGAUUGCAUCAACUUGAUUCAGAGAAGGAACGGUUGAAGCGACUGGGAGACAUCGUGGCAGCAGCAGACAUAGUCAUUUCUCACAUCGACCAGACUGCUCUGGCUGUGUACUUCACCAUGAAGGCAGACCCUCGCCCAGAUGCGGCCUCCAUAAAGAGCGAUAUGGAGAAACAGAAGUCGUCGCUGCUGGACGCCCUGUGCAGGAAGGGCUGUGCUCUGGCUGACCAGCUCAUGCAGCCUCCAGACCAGGAGGGGGCGAGAGCAAGUGAGGUGGGCAGCUCUGAUGAAGACCCCCAAGGCGUGGUUAAAACACUGACCGACACUUUCUGGGAGGUACAGAAGUGGGCCGAACUCAGCGACUCUAAGGUGUUGAUGUUUUCCUACAAACAUGCCUUUGCAAAUAAAAUGUACGGAAGAGCCUUGAAGUUUGCAUUUAAGAUCGUAGAAGACAAGCCCAGUAAAGAAAACUGGAAGAACUGCAUUCAGCUGAUGAAGUCUCUUGGCUGGAUGCACUGCUCCUCCUACACUGAGAACUGGCUCCCCAUCCUGUACCCCACCGAAUACACAGCCUUCUAAAGUGCACAGGCAUCUGGAUCCCCUGCCGGCCCGAUUUCCACACAACACCCACGCGUUCGGACCGGCGGUGGCCAGGGGGGGGGG